AUGUCAACACAACCAACACAUGUUUCAACUAGUUCAUGGUCUCAACGUAAAGAUAUGCUGCAAGAAGCAAUAUGGAAUACUUUGUUUCAGCCUUGUGUGGAGAUUCUAAUUUUAGCUUUAACCAAUGAUAUAAUUUUUCACCAGAUUUUUGAGUUUGGCGAUUUUCCAGUUCUAAAGUUCCUUUUCGCUCAGAAUGGUAUAAAAUUACUGCAUACUGUUAGUGAUUCAAAUGCGGAGAAAGCAGUUAAGAAUCGUCAAUGUGAACAUUAUUCAAAGGAAAAGUUUGGUGAUUCUAACACAUCGAACUUGAAACCAGUCGAUUGGGUUAAGAACGCUGUCGUGAAAUUUCCGAACAUCAGUUCGAAGGCUAUAAUAGACUGUGAAAUUAAUAUUACUGAAGAGAGGCAAACUGUUGAUGAUGUGUUUGACCUACUAACACAAGGUUGUAGAGAUACUUGUAAACAGUUGAAGAUAGAAUUUAUUAGCUGUAUAUCCUCUUCUGUUGUUGAUGGAACACUAUCAAGGACAAAGAAGAUACUUUUGGGGCGGUUGAUUCGAACAUGCAUUGAUAAGGAUCCAGAAUUCAUAUUGAAGGCAGCCUUGUACUGCCGCAGAGAGCUCAACAUACGAACGACAGCCAACCUGUUAAUAGCAAGUGCAUGUUUCCAUGAGAAAUCUCGGGCUUUCGUCGGCAAGUAUUUCUCCGCAUGUGUUCGUACACCAUCAGACUGGAUAGAAGUCAGUGAAUACUACGCAGCAAUAUCCGGUAGUCCAUCCCUGAAGGGUAUACCUAAAGUCUUACGAAAGUGUAUGGUUAUGAAGUUCUGUAAAUACGAUCAGUACCAACUUGCCAAACAUUGUAAACAUAAGGCAAGAGCUACUCGUGCAACAAAAUCCAAGAUGCGGAAAGCUAAACCUGAUAGUGGAUUAACAGAUGACCAUGUUGAUACAUUCACACACAGACUCACAAACUCACCUCCUGUUCAUUUUACAAUGAAAGACCUUAUUCGCAGACUGCAUAUAUCACGUCCUAAAUAUAAUGUUAUGUGCAUUCUUGGUAAAACUUAUCCUGUGGAUAGUACUGAUUUUAUUCGUAUGGGACUGGAAGGAGAUUGGGACGAAUCUAGAGCUGGAAAACGUAUGAGACUCCCUGUUCCUCUAACGUGGGAAACAGAGUUGUCCAUCAAUGGUAACAAUUCAGAAUCUUGGACGAAGCUUAUAACUUCAAACAAAGUGCCACAUAUGGCAAUGUUGAGAAAUUUACGAAAUAUUUUAAAAUCUGGUAUUCAAAAUAAUGUUCACGAAAUAGUUUUACGAGAACUGAUAAACCCUGAUAUUAUCGUGGAGGGAAAGCAGUUCCCUUUCCGUUACUUCGCAGCUUUUGAUGUCGUUCAUGAAUUAAAAAACAAGUGUAUGUUGCAAAAAUACAUACAUGCUGUGCAGAAUGCACGUAGGCGGAAACUCAAGAUAAUAUCAGAUCGAUUGAAGAAGAAGCAUUUAUGGCUGAAUAAAUAUUUGCAGUCAACAAGUUUCAAAAGAUCUUUGGUAUGUGAUAUCAAAUUGUUGGAUCGAUAUGAAAAAGCUUUGAGUGAAGCUUUAGACUUGUCAGUGCGGUAUAAUUUGCCUCCAAUUCGUGGUUCGACCUUGAUUAUUUGUUCCAAUAGCAAGUAUGUGAAUGUAUCUAAACAAUUGAAGUCAUCACGAUCUAAAUCUUAUAUGUCUAUCAUGGGCUUUCUUCUUGGCACAAUGUGUACAUCUAUGUGUGAAGCUUCUUCAAACUAUAUAAAGGUUGAUGAUGAAUAUCAUGUAGUUCCAAUUGAAGAUAUAUUCGGAAGGAACGAAUUAAAUCGUAAUCGUAACAGAUAUAUCAUUAAUAACAUUUUAAAUAAAGAAGAAACGGGUACACAGAAAAUGAAGCAAAAUAUGAAUGAAUCUAACAACUCAGACAUGGACAUUUUGCAAAGAGUCAAGCUUAUGUAUGAAAAACGUGGUAAUUUCAAAUCUACCUCAAUCGAAUCUGUUCUGGAGGGAUUUUAUGCUUAUCGUAAGCAGUUUGACAAAAUUGUUGUCUUUGGGGAUUGUCAUAGACAUAUCGUUGAUUAUGUUUUCAAUUAUCGUACACACAUUGGCCCUAUAAAAGCUAUUUGGGGCAAUUUAAGCGGUGAGGACGAAUGGCCAACAUCAUGUCAUAAAAGUGGGUGGGUUGAAUUCAAAGGAUGUACAGAUCAAAUACUCCGAUAUAUUGCAGAUGCAAAUGAAGACAAACUAGUUGGACGUGUCGAGAAAAUUGACGAAUUGUAUGGAUUAAUUACUAAUACUUCAUACCAACUUAACAUUGAAUGUGAACAAGAUACGAAUAAUAGAGUCUUAUCUAAACGUGAUUAUAUUAAAUCAGCAUGGAAUUGUUGUCAAGUGUUUGUUUCAUCUACAUUUCGUGAUAUGUAUGGGGAACGUGAUCUACUAUGCGGUAUACUUAUCCCUGCUUUACGUCGAAAUGUUGCAAUACCUUUACGAGUUCACUUGAAUGAGAUCGACUUACGCUGGGGAGUUCCGGAAGCGGCUACCUGCAGUUCAUGUGCCCUGCAGAUAUGCUUGGAACAAGCAGCUGCAUCUGAUAUAUUCGUGUUAUUACUGGGAGAUCGCUAUGGCUGGGUACCAAACGAUGAUCAGAUUCAAAAUUUACCCAAACCGUUACUGACCGAAGUGAGUAAAUUCUACAAACGUGGUAUGUCUAUGACUGAGAUGGAAUAUCAUAUUGCCAAGCAAGCUGCAAUGUCUAAGGUCCCCUUACGUGAAAGACGACAUGGUACAAUUAGUUUUCAGGAAGCAGUUCGUCGCCGAAUUUGUGUUUUCAUUAGAGAUUCAAAAUCUGUAAGAGGUGUACCAAUCGAAUUAAGAAGUGAAUUUGAGGAAGCCGAUAUAGAAAAACGUGAUCGUCUUAACUCCUUCAAAGAGUUAAUUCGAAAUGAUGGGGUUAUUGUUUUUCACGAUUACCCUGCUCAAUUUAAUGGAUUAGUCACUGAUCAACCAGUAAUGGGGAGUCUAGACGAAUUUGGCAACAAAUUUCUUUCAGUACUGAAAUCUUUACUUCUACAACUGUAUGAGGCUCCAAUGACUGACAGUGGUUCAUCUCUAAGUACAGUGGUCCGUAAACCAUCUAAUACCACUGAGUUUCUACGAGUCUAUGUAUAUUCUGCAGCAUGUGCAAUCGCACCACGUCAUCUUCUUGAAGUUGAACGAGCCUUUGAUGCAUUGACUGAACGUGGUCGACAAGUUCAUCUUGUUCGAAGAAUGGCGUUGGAUAGCACCAAAUCGAAUAAACAAAUCAGCUCAAAGCAAUCAAUGGAUUCAUCUUCACGCUCACAACUUUUAGGUUAUGAUGGGAGUGUCCUGUUGAUAACUGGAUCUGCUGGAAGUGGUAAGACAACCUAUUUAUCUGCCUUGGCCAUUUCUUUAACUGAAGCAGACUGGUAUCCACCGUCGACGAGUUCUAAACAGUCCUUUAAUAUAUAUAAUCCAAAAGAACAGUUAAUGAGUCCAGGGAAACCUAGUGGUGAGAGGCGAAAGUUUGUUUCACAGCGUCCAAAGUUGGCGAAACAUCACAUACUUAUGCAUUUCUCUGGUGGUCUGGCAGUCUCUGGUUUGCCACCGAAAAGGCAUUUAAGUGUAAUGCUUAAAAAAUGGACGAAACUUCUCAUUUCUCAACUUGAAGACAUAUGUUCUUCUGAUGGUGCAGCUAUGAAAUUACUAAAUGAAAUUAAAUUAUCGCUUGGAAUGUCUACUUCUCAAGCUAACACGACCACAGCAUUUUGUGAUGUUGAAUUAAGAUCACUUAUUCAGUGCUUCACACAGAUCAUUAAGUUUAUUGGUUACUUAACGAAACUACGUUUUGCAUUUCUAAUUGAUGAUUGUCAUGAACUGCAACCAACAACAUUGGAGUGGCUACCUGUUGUGUUACCUAAAAAUGUUCGAUUCGUGUUAACAUGUGAUUCAAGGUCUGCUGCUGCCCAGAGCCUAGCUUCAAGAGCUGAUUGUCUUCUUUUAGCUGUAUCUGGAUUAACAACUAAUGAACGUUGUGCAGCAGUGCGUAGUUUACUCGGACGAUAUGGAAAGGUUUUGAGUGAAUCUGGCUUUCAAAAUCAGUUAUCUAUUUUGGUUCGAAAACGUGAUGCUGAUGUUCCUCUUUAUUUGAGAUUAGCUUGUGAAGAACUACGCUUGUACGGUACAUACGAACAGUUGGAUGAGAAAUUAAAACAAUUACCCGAUACAAUCUCCAGUUUUGUUGAACACGCAAUUAGAAGAGUUGAAUUGGAUUGUGGUUCCGAUUUAACUAGAGUUGUACUUGGCUUUCUGAUUUGUUCUCGAUGUCCACUAUCCACAGAUGAACUUCAUGGUCUAGUUGAUGAAUGGUUAUGUGAGUCAGCAAUCAAAGAUGAAUUUGAAGAAGGUAACUGCAAUACAGAUCCUUGGAAAGAGUUAACAAUAACAAGUGAUGAUAUAUCACUUUGCCUUGAUAAAAUGUAUUUAAAUGAAAGUGUCAUACAGAAAGUGAUUACUGGUCAAUGGUCGAAUGAUAUGCAUCGAUCUAAGUCUUUUAGAAAACAACCUCAUUUACCAUCACUCGCUUUGCAUAUUCUGUUGACUGGUCUUCAUCCUCUACUAUCAGGUUUCAGUGAUGAAGGAGAUUUCAUUGAAAUGAAUAGCGAUGAUGAUGAUGAGGAUCUGUGUGAAAAAUCUAUCGAAACAAUAAAACGACAAAAACUUACUAUAUGGAAUCUUGGAAGUAAAGCAAUAUCUUUUAGAAGUUGUGAGUUACGUGAUCUAGUGAAUGAUAUUUGUUUCAAUCGACUGAAUUAUGCAUCAACUCAUCAAAAAUUUGCUUCUUACUACAAUAAGCCUAAACGGUCAAAUGAUGAAAUUCAUCUGAAGACAGUGACGCUUAAAACGAUACACAAUAUUUUGGCUAAACAAGGAUCAAAUAUGAAAGAUGUAAUCUAUCACUUGUAUCAUGCCGAAAGAUUGGAUAUAGUCGCUUGCCUACUAAGUAGUCCAACAUUUCUUAUUCACCAAAUACAAUCUGGAUAUGGUUCAACACUUCUAGAAGAUUUUAGAAGAUGUGUAACAACGGAUAGAAAUGAUCAAUUAUUAACAAGAAAAGAAGAUCAUCCCUCAAUCAAUGAUAUGAAUGAUAAAAUAAUCGCCAUGCAAACUUUUAUUGCAUCGAAUUAUGAACUUUUAACCAAACAUCCUUCUUCUUUCGCUGAACUGGCUAUUAAUCAAGACGUUAGCGAGUGGAUUCAGAAAGUUGGAUUAGUGUAUUUGUUUUAUUCGGACCCACCUGAUGUAGAUCCUAGUCAACGCCAAAUGUUUUUCAGUAUUAAACGCGAUAGAGAUAUUCCGUUUAGUCUUCCAAAAGUUGUCCAACCAUUUCUUAUUCACAAGCCGGUGACGCCUUUAAAUGGCUCGAGAGAUGUACCUAUCUCAGUUGCAAUUGAUCGAAUGGGUACUUUAUUGGCUUACGGGACUGAGUCAGGCACAGUGAAUGUUGUCCAAAUUCAGUCUAUGAAAGUACUUUGUUCAUUUCUUGGACACAAUUUGCCAAUACUUAGUUUAUGUUUCAUCGAUGGUGCUUGUAUUGAGUAUGGAAUUCCCAGUUCACAGUUAUGGUUAGUCAGCACUUGUGAAGAUGGUGGUAUAAUUGUCUGGGACAUAUCAAAUGUCAACCAAGAGGUUACAUAUAAAAAAGUUGUAGGUGUCAGUUGUCAGUUAUUUUCUUUGAGUGGUCAUCAUCGCCGAUCAGUGACUAAUUCUGCUUGGCAUCCAGAGCGUCGACUGCUGGCUACUGGGAGUCUGGAUUGUCUACUUUGUUUGUGGGACUUGGGUGAUUUGGGCUUCGGAUCAAUCUCUACCUCCAGAGCAUUAGGUUUUGGUCAAGUAAAACCUUCUAAACGCUUCGAAGUUAAUUCCCCUAUUAAUGCACUGGCGUUUCGAUUUCCCAGAUACAAAUCCAACGAUGAAAACUCUAUUGCUGAACACUUACGAGAUGUUAUAGCUAUAGGAUGUUGGGAUGGUUUUGUUCACUUCUACAGUCUCAUAUCUAUGAGCAAAAUAAAGUCUAUUGCAGUAUCAUGUUUUUCCAUUUGUUCAUUGGCUUAUUCGCCAAAUGGUGGCAAUACUUUGGCUAUUCUUGACACUGGAGGUCAAACUUAUCUUUUGGAUGCCGAUACUUUUGUCUAUCUCGGUAGCUUAACUGAGCAUACUAACUUUUCACCAGUUUGGAACUCUUGCAGUCCCGAGAAAAAACUUCAUUUGUUGCCCAAUCAACGCGGAAGUGUUUGUUUUUCCAAACCAAAUGGACGUUACCUCAUUCAAACUGGGAGUGGUUCAUCUGGAGGUCGAAUCAACGUCUGGAAUGCGUGCCCUGGUGCCCCGGCAGCUCCUUGGGUCAAUUUAAGCAGAUUUGAAAAAGGAGGUCGAAGCUCUGCAUUUGUAACGACGUGUGCGAUUGAGGCGGACGGACAUCGAAUCAUAGUCGGAUAUAGCGAUGGACUAUUCUCUAUUGCUUCGAUAGAUAGUGGUGAUACUUUAUUUAAUUCAGAUUGUUUGGUUCCCGCGAUAAACGAUAAUUCGUCAGUUGAGGCAAUUGCUUGUACUCAUACACCUUAUCGUAAUUGUGCAAGCCUUAUGAUUGUUGGAUGGUCUUCUGGUGCAGUUAGGUUGUACUAUUGGGAACCCGAACCAAAUACUGAUGCUGGAAGAGAUGAUAUUAUUGUGCAGACUAAGCCAUGCAUUACACAUAUUAAUACCUUUUGGUCACAUUCUAUUGAGCAUACAGAGAAUGGAGUAGGUGAAGCUGGUGGUACUCUGUGUGUUGCAGGAUCGUUUUGUAUUGCAGUUAGUGGAGGAGGAAAUUGUGAAUCAUGGUUUUAUAUUGUCAAUACUGAUUCAGAUAUUCCAAAAGUCGAAUCAAUUUGUUUCCGUCAUCAUAGUGCUCAAGUUUCUGCAAUAGCGAUAUCUGAUUCGUAUGUAGCCACAGGAAGUAAAGACAAAAAUAUAGUUAUUUACGAAUACAGUAUACAAACACGCAGUGUCACAUUGAAAUAUAUACUGCGUCGUGCAGCAGAUGACUGGAUUACUUCAUUGGUAUGGUCACUGUAUCCAGCUGAUUCGCGUCCAGCUAAUGCAUCACUGUUUGUUGGAAGUAAUGAUGAAUUGAUUCGUAGAUAUUCCAUCAGUGAAAACGAUUACAAACUUCAACAAGUACUUGUGUCGCAUAAAGCUGGGAUCAAAUCGCUUACAUUUGGUUACCCUUAUCUAUUUUCUGGUUCAACUGAUGGUCAUGUAGUUGUAUGGCAGAGUGAUGAAAAAGGUGCUUUUCAACCUUUCAGUCAAAUGAAUAUAUCAGUUGGUUCUAAUACCAAUGAAACGGUUAUAGCUCCACCAAAUCUAGUUAAAAUUGAAUCAUUCAUCCCGAAGCAUUGUAAUUCCGAAUGCAGAAAAACUCUUGCUUUUGACUUUGAUAACAGAUCGGAUUGUUCUCCUAUGAUAGAUGGUAUAUAUGAAGCCCAUCCAACGAGUGAAAUGGAAGUAGAUGACUUGUCUUCUUACCCAUUACAUCGUGAUGACACAGUGGAUUGUGAUUUAAACGAUAAUAAUAAAGUUCAAGAACUACGAAUCUUCGACCGAAGCAAAUCAUUACCACCGCAUGAUAACAAAAAUGUGAGGCUUCUAAUUGGUCAGACAAUUUCGCUGUCCGCCGGUUCACAUCGCUUUCAAGGUUUUCGCUUUCGGGUAUAUAAACCCUCUGUCUUAGGAUAUCAUGCUACUUUGAGCGGUCAUGCUGGCUUGGCUCCGUGUGUAAUAACUUGUGCUUCAUCUCCUAAUUCGCAUGAAGAUGCAUUACUUGUCAGCGUAGCUGGUCAAGGUGGUGAUGCUAAUACAAUCGGCUGUGAUAUUCGACUUUGGAAUUUGCCUUUACCUGAUACUUCUUCACUCCAUUAUCCAAUUCAACACACUGGAUCAGUAACUUGCGCUGACCAUCUGAAGGUGACAAAAAAUGUAAACAUCUGCAUAUCUGGUUCAACAGGUGGUGACUGUAUCUUUUGGGCUAUUUGUUGUUCAAAUGGAUCAAAUAUCAAACAGAAAAUUUCACGUCUACAAUUUCUACGCAUGAAUUCUACUUCAUGGAAACCUCUAAGGCGUUUGACUAGCUCAUAUGAAAGGCCAAAUUAUCCUAUCAAUAGUAUUGUUACACAAAUAUGGAGAAAUUAUGAUGAUACAAAUGAAUAUUCAAUUCAUUAUUUUAUUUAUAUUGCUUGUGGUUAUGAACUUUGGAUCUUACAUAUUGAAUUGAACAACGAGAAUGAUAUUGAAAAUACUUUCAUGGAGUUAUUUACAGAGAAAGGAAGGCUCCAUGUAAUUCUUUCCGAACUGGCUGAAGCGUGGGCAACUAAGAAGAUUGCUGGUUGCGCUAAAAUCAAGAAAUACCAAUUGAAUCGUGUUGUAGUUCAAAUGUCUGCAAUUCAUCAAGAACCUACUACAAUUUCACAAUGUGGUGUUGUGAUACUCUUGUCAAAUGGAGAAGUGAUCAUGCUACCCUACAUGUCUAAGGAUGAUAAAUUUGUUCGGAUUCGCAUUCAGAAUGACUUGUUCCCGUCAAGUCAUUGGUGUACCUCAAUUCACUCAUUUACGAAUGGUAUACUUGUGGCACAUGAAGGAUCAGUUUUGUUUCAUCUAUAUGGAGAUCCGAAAUGUGUACUGCAACCACUUCGUGGAUGCAUGAAUAACCUAGAAAAUUUGUAUGUUGACACAAUUGAACCACUUUGUCUUCCCUUCAGAAAUAGUCUACUGUCAUUUAAAAUUGUGACAAGCAAAAUGAAAUCUGAGCCAAGAAUUGUCAUCUUGAACAAUGAUGACGAAAUGAUUGUGAAUAUCAUGUUGGCUGAUUUAAACAUUAGCGUCACUGCAUAUUGCCUCACUUCAGCUCAUGUUGACAGUCAAACCUCCUUAACGGUGUAUUUGCUGUUAGCAACAUCUGAUAGUGUCUUACGUUUGCUGAAAUGUUCCUCAAAUGAUUAUAACCAAACUGGAUUAGGUGAAUGGGAGCAGAUUCGAACUUAUCCAACUGGUGAACGGAUCAACAAACUACUAACACUAGAUCGUAAUCCUCUAACAAUUAUGUGUGGACACGAAACUGGUGAAAUCAGCUUUUAUACAAUUCUAUAG
Heterobilharzia americana is the source of this 9225-nucleotide messenger RNA. NCBI's taxonomy places the organism in Eukaryota, Metazoa, Platyhelminthes, Trematoda, Strigeidida, Schistosomatidae. The record is from the annotation of a GenBank genome assembly.